AUGUAUUCCGACCUGCAUUGGCAGCAUAAUUUGUGGUACAAGAUUGUAGUGGAGUACUACGAAGGUGUAUACUGCAACCGGGGAAAGGUACGGCUAGGGGAAAGGUUCUUCGAGGCUCAGUGCUGGACUUUCUGUCCUUCACCUUGCAUCGUGAUCGGAGCCUUUGAUAACUUCUUGUCCGUGGCCAAGGUGGAGGAGAUGAAGCAAGUGGAGUUGCCGGGGCUAGGUUCUUACAAACCGGACCAGUUGAUCAGGUUCAAGGGCAUACCCGCGCUUGAGAAGUGCACGAAGCUGAUGUUGCAGCUUUAUCAUCAACGUGGCGCGAAGAAGGGCUUCGUCUGCAACGACGUUGAUGCGUUUUAUCGUCCGGAGUUGCUAAAGGAACAUCAAGCAGUCGAUUACCGGCCUGCUCAGUGUCGGUCCCGUCAUUCGCUAUGA
Molecule: messenger RNA, 438 nt
Organism: Gregarina niphandrodes
Lineage: Eukaryota; Apicomplexa; Conoidasida; Eugregarinorida; Gregarinidae
Exons: 2
Coding region: 1-438 (145 amino acids)
Source: RefSeq, a predicted model, not a curated record